This is a messenger RNA of Astyanax mexicanus (Mexican tetra), 1636 nucleotides long. RefSeq lists its product as uncharacterized. NCBI's taxonomy places the organism in Eukaryota, Metazoa, Chordata, Actinopteri, Characiformes, Acestrorhamphidae. Bases 92 to 1045 code for a protein of 317 amino acids. The record is from RefSeq and is a predicted model, not a curated record. The transcript is spliced from 5 exons.
GAGGAAGCCACUCCUUUUUCAGCAAGUCACAUUCAACAUCAUAAGCACAGCAUCACAGAGCAGCUAUUUUACAUCAGUGUCUGCAGCUGAGAUGGCCGAGCGGGGACAAAGAGAACGGAAGAAAAAAGAAAGGGCAAUUAAAUUCUUGAAGGCAGAUCAUUUUGUUCAUAAUGCUGUCCAGAUCGUCAACAAAGCAGCAGCGCUUAAUAGUGAAAGUGGUGGAAGGUACAGUGAUCUUUUGGAUAAGAUGCUUCACAGUAUCUUCUUCUUAGGGAACAUUCAUUGUGCAUGGUUUGACCCAGAGGAGAUCUUUAAUGACAGUGAAAUACUGGAGCUGUUCAGAGGGCCGUUUGAAAACUACACAACAGAAGUUCCUGUACGGACACCCUUCUCCUACUUCCUUGAAUUGGUUGUGAACACCUCUGAAAAUGAGCAGAAAGUGAAGAAUGUACUGUCUGAAACGUUACAGCAGUGUAAAGGUUCAGACAAUCAAUAUAAGUUGAUUUCAUCAGUCAUAUGUAUCUGUGAGGAAUCUGGGAGACGCUAUUAUGGCGGGUCUCUGUCCUGUUCAGGUGACGUAGAGAGAGAGAUCAUGACUGCUGUGUCCUGCUUUCAUGUUUGGGAUAACUAUGUUACUUCUGCUGUUCUGAGUGUGUUUCCUGAGGACAGAACUGAACCAGUUUCCAUGACACUGCCCAGGACAGUAGAGAGUAGGGCGUAUGCCAUAGAGAAGCUCAGUGAGGUGAAGGCUCCUUGUCUGCGAUGCCAUGAGCUGUUCUCUCUGCCCAAUCACUCAAAGAGUAAGAAUAAGCCUGGAAAUUGUGCUGAAACUGAGGCUAUAAGUAACCUUCUUACAAAUGAGGCAGUGGUCAAGAACGGUACCAGAAUGAAUGGACCUGUUCUUGAAGAAGAAUACAUUCAGGAAAGAAUGAGUCAGCACUUUAGGAGAAAAAUGAUGAUAGGAAAUCGGGGCAAUUACGAUAUCCGUAUAAUCUAUGAAUGGCAGCAAGGUCAAGAUGCAGUAUCAGCAGAAACGUUUUUCUGAAAAGUGAAAAAACUGUUUAAACAAGCUGCCUACAAAUAAUCCUCCAGCUUCUCUUAAUGAAAGUGAGACAUAUUAGUGCGUGCAUGUACAAAACAAUGUGACGUAGCUAACACAAUUAAAACCAGUGUUCUUUUAUAUUCUCAUUUGUUUUAUUUCCUUGAAAAAAUGUUUAUUAGUCAGUUUUAAACUAUUUUUUUACUGUGAAACUGAAUGAAAAUAUAGCAAAAAUAUUUCAAAAAAACUAUACACAUGCAAUGUCCCUGAUAUUCAUAAAAAAUCCAAGAUCAAAAAUUAAAAAGUAUUAAUAAGUAUUAUAAACAUGCAGAUUAAGUUCAUUUUUACUGAGUUUCAAAACUGGAACACACUGGAAAUGUGAACACACUCACAUUUCCCUGUUGGUUUGUGAGCAAUUUAAGCUGUGCUUCUUAUUCCUUAUUUAGUUGAAACCUCAUGCUAUACAAACAAACCUAUACCAACACUAUGCAUACGUUUAUUCUACACCAACCAACCUAUAACCUAUACCAACACAAUGCUUAUGUUUAAUAGUGCUAUGUGGAAAGUAUAACUUGGUGUAAUAAAAAAUGCAAUGAA